Messenger RNA from Arabidopsis arenosa, 1215 nucleotides. The record is from the annotation of a GenBank genome assembly. NCBI's taxonomy places the organism in Eukaryota, Viridiplantae, Streptophyta, Magnoliopsida, Brassicales, Brassicaceae.
AGAAACACAAACUGAAACCAGAAACACAAAGAGAGAGUCGAUGUCGAAUUCAGCGGACAACAAAGAGCCACCGCAUAAGAAGAGGAAAACGUCUCCGCCUGAUUCAUCAUGGUCUCCGUUAUCGUCGCUGCCAGAUGAGAUGAUUCUGAGCUAGGUAUUUGACCCAAAGACUCAAACUUGGGACUCUUUGCCUCCAAUGCCGGAUCGGAUUAAACGAGAUCAGUAUAUCCACGACAGUGUGGUGGUGAGGGGGGACAAGAUUUACGCAGUUGAUGGAAUUGAUAGAACCUAUUGCUACUCGCCGAGUGAAGGUAAAUGGGGAAGAGGUAAUGAUGCUCCAACGAAUGGAAACAGAAGGGAUUGGUGUGUGAUUGAUGGUUUGAUAUUCUGUAUUGCUCGCAGCGGAAGUGUGUAUUGGUGUGAGCCAGAUCAGUUGGAGUGUGAACCAGAGGGGAUGUAUUGGAGGAAGGUCAAAGGUUUGGUCUCUCUCAAGAAGAGACUCUCUAGCUCUAGACUGGUUCACUUUGAUGGGAAAAUUGAGGCUUUGUGGGAGUCGUACAAGAUCACUAUUGGUAGAGACAAAAAGCUCAUUGAUUUACUUCCCGGGACCAGACUGAGCAACUCAGGUUCCAACAUUGUGCUGUUGUGGGACGUUAUCGAGGAGGAUCAUCUUGAGAUUUGAGGAUGGGGACAAGGUAAUGAAAAUCCUUCCAACAAAACAAACGACAGUCAACUAAAGAAGAAGAGCUUGUGGGAGAGACACAACCUACAAUUUUCUGGAGGCGUUAAGCUCUAUAUGAGUCUCCCAUUGGUAGCUGGUGAGAUGGGGACUCAUGUAGAGCUCAUGGAGGUCUAUGUAUUUCCAGUUGUCAGGGCCUCUUUGUUUUUCGCAAUGGGAUUCUCUGGCGCAGCUCCGAUUCUGUACAAGCUGAUCAUCUUUUGGGAUCAACCUGAAGCACGUCACACAACAGGUUAUGAGAUUUUGAUGGAUGUUGAAGAUGAAGGAAGAUUAGAAGGAAUCUUGGUGAUGUUAUGAAUCUUGUUUGUAGCUUCAUAUAAAAAUUGGAUUAUGUAAAGUCUUAUGUGUAAUCAAAUGUUUGAUAUUUUCCUUUAUUUAACAAAGGAUUCGUAUUGAACAUAUGACUAGUUAGAGAAGCUGAAGAAGAAUGUUGUAACAAGUUAGGGUGUGUGAAACCAUAAAGGCUGUGUCUUGCU